This is a messenger RNA of Malaclemys terrapin pileata, 4237 nucleotides long. RefSeq lists its product as uncharacterized. The transcript is spliced from 2 exons. NCBI's taxonomy places the organism in Eukaryota, Metazoa, Chordata, Testudines, Emydidae. The record is from RefSeq and is a predicted model, not a curated record. The coding region runs from base 3101 to 4102 and encodes 333 amino acids.
AUGAAAGUGUGCCUACUCUCAGCCGCAGUAAGUCUGAGAACCGGAGAGGGAUUUAGCAUUCCUCUCUCCACCCCGGUUGACCGGGAAGGGUGUCAGGUGGAUCUACCCCAGUCGUAGCAGGACUGGGCAAUAGAGAAGUUGGAGAAAAGGGAAGAGUUGUGUACUUGAUAACUAGAAUUGAGCAAUUAAGAGCAUAGAUCAUGAACCAGGCAGCAACUCAAACCUACGCCCAGGGCAAGUUGCAAGCCUUGAGGCAGGACUUCCAGGCAGAAAAGGAAGCACUGGCUAAGCAAGUACUGGUCCUUCAGGGACUUGUCAGAAUUUAACCAUUUGUUUUUGCAUAUGCUGUAAGAGCAGUGUGUUUGCCACAAGAGAAAAUUGAAUAGUUAAAUGCCAAUGGGUCAUGCGUUUUGCCCAAGUGGCAAGCCUCACGAGGGAGGACUCGGGUAGCCUUGUGAGUAAGAAUGUUUAAGAGAAGAGACCAGGAAGGGUGGGGGCUAGUUGAGAAGCCCACCCUCCUAUUUAAAUUGGUAGUGAAAAACCUGGUGCCCAUGGAAGGGACGGUUCAGCAAGAAAAGCAGGAUCGGGCCCAAGCAGGCAGGCAAUAGAUAGAGAGAUUGGAGAACAGGUUGGAAACUUUGAGGGCAUAGUGGAAGGAAAGGAGUAAGUAAUUAUAAGCAUGGGGAUUUCAAAUCCCCAGGAUAAUAAUUGAAAUGGUAAAAUGUGUGUAAGACAGCGUCUUUGUACCAAGGUGCAAGGCUCUCCUUUCUUCUGCUGAAUAAAGCAACUCUUCCUUAUCCCUGUCUGGCUGUUAUUGGCUCUCAGCUAGGUGGACCCGAUAUUUUGGUGACAGUUACUGGCAACUCCGGUUAAUGAAUUUCUGUCUUAUACAUUUAGGUGUUAGGUGUGUGGACGGAACUGAGCCUCUCAUUUGUAAUUCCUCAGAGUGGAAGCCAUCGUGUGCAAUGAAGCUCUGAGGUUGAAUUGGGAUCCUUCUGUCCCGUCCCCUGUAGCGGUCAGUAUUAGUAGAAAUUCCUGUAAUAGGAUCCUAUUAGGCCAUAAUUCCCUCUGUUCUCUGUGUAAUUCUCUGUUAGAGUAUCAGCAGGCAGAUGGGUGGGUCUCUGGUAAAACCCUCUAAGGAUAGCCCUUUGAAUUAUAUGUUAAGUAAAUGGCCUUUACCCGAUGUUCAGGAAAGAAUAAAGAUUUGAAUUUGUUUUUGGAUAACAAAAUAGCAGAUAAAAGAUCUGGUAAAAAGAGAGAGAAGGACAGUGCCCCUUGCUCUGUGUGAUCGAGCUGUCACUUUACUAGGGGUGCAUGGAGAUUUUGUAAGCACAAAAGAAACAGUUAUACCUUGUGUAGAAAUUGAUGUGGCUAGUGUUGUGGAAAUUGAAUUGUGGAUAGGAUGUGCAUUUUCCCCAGAACAUGUGCAGUGUAUAUUGUAGCAGAGGUAAAAAAUGCAAACCUACCAAUAUAGGUUGUGUUGUCUCUUUUCAGAUCACUGGGUGUUUGAAAGCAGGAGUUAGAAGUAAAAGGCAAUCAAAAGUCUGGGAAAGUUAAUUGUGACUUCUUAAGUAAGAAUCUUUAAGCUGUGGAUAGCUUUGGAUCUGAAAGCAAGCCAGAAAGCAUCUGUAUUAAUGCAAUUUUCUAACUAAUAAGGUAGAAGCCACUGAAACCUGGGCUGCCUAUGAAACAAAUACAAGGAAAUAUGGGGUAAUUCCUCUGUUUUGUCUAAAAUCAACAAGAGUGUGUGUGUAUAUAAAGGAAAUAUUUUAAGCAAUGACUGACUACCCAGAAGGGGUAGACCUCUGUUCUUUUGUCUUUCAGAUCAUCAGAGAAAACGGAUGCCAGCUGAACAGCAUUCAAUGUACCAUGCAUUUACUGAUAAAAGAAGUGCUACCCAAAGACCCUAGCAGCCCUGCCAUUCAUUGAAACAAGGAGACUGAGUCUACGUAAAGUCCAUCAACGAAAGACUGCUUUGGCUCCACACUGGAAAGGCCCUUUCCAAGUCCUGUUAACCACCACCACCACUGUGAAGUGCCAAGGACUACCUGCCUGGACCCAUGCUUCUCACUGUAAAAAGACCCCUCCACCUCGGGAGGACUCUCCGACUGAUGAUAAGCCUAUUUCUCCUUCUAGCUCUGCUGUGUCUUCUGGACAGCAGAAAAAAGAAAGAAAGAAAAAAAAAAAAAGACAAGGUGAAGUGCUAGUAACCUCUCCCUUGUCCACUGACAGACCUACUGUGCCUCUGGAUUUUUCUAGAAGAAGCAAAACCAUUACAGGGUGAUGUGCUAGUAACCUCUCCCCUGUAUGAUGCUAAACCACACUGUUUCAGGAAAAGAGAAGAAGGAACACUUGCUUCAUUGGAACCACCAAAGUCCAGGGAUUCCUGACUACAAGAGACAUUAAGAACUGACCCUGGUGAAGAAACAAAGAAUUAUACACUGGCAGGAAGAAACUUGUGGGACCCAUGCUUGGGAACAUGGUAUUGAUUGGAUUUUGGGGUUUAUUCUACAGGCUGCGCCCUGUGUUUUGGAUAAGUCCUUCAGCAUGUAUUGCCCUCCCUAAUUGUAUUUUAAAUGAUAAGUACCAAAGGCACCUUGUUGCCAUUGCCCCUGCCAUCUCCUCCAUUACACUAUUACCCCUGUAACACAUCCAAAUACAGACAAUGCCAUAUAUUUGAUAAAACCAAUGACUAAGGCCUUCACACUUUCGUGAUUUAUUUAAAUAUUGUUUGAAAAAAUAUAUUUUUAAGGUUCAGGAUAUCCCAUAUAAGUGAACAAUUGAAUGGAUCAGUGGAGAUAAAAGUAUAUGAUAUCACUACCAGUGAACCCCAAGAAUUUAUAAUUGCUCACAGGGGGCUGCCAUUAGAUUAGCACAACAGUGGGCUUCGGUUAUUUCCUCUAGAAAGAAGAGAGACUUGACCGGAUCCCUUUGGGAUGGGGCCAAUAAUGCAGCAGCAGUUUGGAAUAUUUUUAAGAACCAAGAACAUGAUGAGAAAUUGGGGCAACUAGAGAAGGCCAUUGGCCUUGUUUCUGGAGCACAACUAACCCAGGUACAGGCUGGAGUUGAUGAGUUACAUGUUAUUUCCGCCCUUAGUUCAAUGACCCAGAAGUUGCUGACAGAGAUGGUAUUGAAUAUCACUGAGGCUGGGAAGGCAUUGCAGUGGGAUCUAGCAUGCUCAGAGAUUCAGGAUUUCUUGAAUGACCAGCUAAUGGCCAUUCGUAAUGAUCUAGAGCACCAGGCUUGGCCCACUGCCCUUACAGACACAUCAGGAGUACCAUCUGAUCUGUGGCCAUGGAGACAUACUUGGAAACUUUCUGGGUGGAAGUGUGGACGUUCUCAGUGCUCCUUCCAAGAAUAUGGACCGGUUCAGGGGGUGUGGGCUCCCACAUACCGAAUCCUGCCAGGUCCAUGGGGAGGAUGCAUGUGGGAUUGGGUAAUUCACCGAGACAUCUGGGAAAUUAGACCUCCUGGUAUGCCCAAUCGAUUUUUAGUCAGUGCUCCUGGGAUUACAUCUGAUAUUUGGAUGGGAUUAGGGAGUCAAUGGACAUUUUGGCCGUUACAACCCCCACAGCUUCAGUGUAUCCGUAAACUGAAGCCAGGAGAAGUUGUUACUCUUCAUGACUACGUUUGCUGGGAGGGUAGGGAACAAGGAACUACCCUGACAGGACACUUAUUUUUUCAAGCUAAUGAUAGCUGUGUGUAUGUUAAAACCACCACAUUGCAAGACAUACAUUUUAAUCUCAUUACCACUGCAGGCAAUCAUAUUAUUUACUGGCCUGCAGAUAGAAUUUUGCAAGUAGUCCUUAGGUUCCAGAUACCCUUUAAUUGGACUAGUUUAGUACCUGAUCGAUUUCAAAAUUUGCUUUCACUGUUACCAGAGGUUCAAAAAAUCUCUGAAGUACAAGGGCAAAUUCACAUGCUUCAAAAUAUGUAUCAAGUUAAAAAGUAUGCCUUUCAGACAGCUUAUAGAGUAUCCACCUUAUGUACUAAGUAUGAUGUAUUGUGUUAUAUGACUAAGAUUGUACAACAACCCCAUCAUAUUAUUGCUAUGGGAAUGUUAUUGCUUGUGUUGUGCAGGAGUAUGUUAUUGUUGUUGUAAAGGACGUAAUAAUAGUAAUACCUUUCAUGUCCAUGCUCAUCAUGCAUUGUCAUUACAUCCAAUCAAAACCCCUAAGGUUGAAGCAUCUGAUGUAGAAUCUGAAUUCCGAGAUUUAAUGCAAAUAGAGAUUUGAAA